Molecule: messenger RNA, 985 nt
Organism: Cetraspora pellucida
Lineage: Eukaryota; Fungi; Glomeromycota; Glomeromycetes; Diversisporales; Gigasporaceae
Source: the annotation of a GenBank genome assembly
UGAUCCAAAAUCAGAGGACGAAGAUAAUAAUAAUGACACAACAGACACUAAAUGUGUUCAAAAAAGAAAGCGCAAACAAGCUCACAAACUACCACCACCACCUUCCAAUUUUGAACCACUGUACUGGAAUGAGGAUCCAAAACUUCCUGUCCACCAUAUAUCAAAACAAAUAUCAUUGAAGUACUUUGAGUUGAUCAAAAGGUUUCUGCACAUUUCUCUUCCCAUCCAUGCAUCAAUGCUUAAACAUUACUUUGAAAAAUUGGAACCAUUAUUUUCAAGCAUUCAUGAUGCCUCAAAACAAUAUUACAUUCUGAGUUCAACCAUUUUAGUGAAUGAAAUGAUAAUCAGAUUUUCAGGAAGAAGUGUUUACAUGGUCCAAAUAAAAAGUAAGCCCAUUUUAGAGGGUUUUAAGAUUUUUUCAUUAUGCAAAGCAGAAUAUACCUACACUUUUUUACCAACAUCACAUGUUUUACCAAAUAAUGUAACAAACGUGAAUGGUCUUAAUCAAACCGGUUCUUUGGUUCUUCAUCUUGUUAGGCAACUUCCAUGCUUGCAAUUCUCCUACGAUAUAUAUAUGGAUAAUUACUUUACAUCCAGGUUUUCAAAAAAAUUAAAAAUCGAUAAAGAUAUUAAAUUUGAUUGGGAUAUUUGUUCAGGUGUUGAAGUUGAUGGCAUGAAAGAUGAAGACCAAGAGAGACAAGUAAUUGAUGACUACAACCACCAUAUGAAUGACAUUGCUAUUAUUAAUGCAUAUCUUAUCACAAGAAAUUUAGGAUCCAUGCAAGUGCAUAAACAUUUUUAUAAUAAUUUUGUUUGGGGUCUUAAUGACUUUGCAAAUAAUGGUAGCAAAGUUCAAUUAAGAGAUCAUUCAAAAGAAAAAAAAUUGCAAUCAAAUUCAAAAGAAAAAAAGAAACCAUCGAAGGUCACAAAGCAUUUUAAACUCUCAGAUCUUCGUUUGGCAUUGAGAAAUCACCUUGCAGUGUAG